AUGGAUGUCGGUGGACGGCCGAGCGUCGACUUCCAGUCCAAGCUUCACUCCAGGCUGCAGUUUGAUCAGCACGCUUUCGAGAUAGAAACAGAAGGACUGUGUCAGGCUCUCAGGACCCCUUCGCCGCGUAAGAUUCUCAUCUGCGAAGACCUUCAACCGGCGGGCGCACAGUAUCUAGGCGCAUUUCUUUCCCUUCAACCAUUCGUGCUCGAAUACUAUAUCAACCGAGAUGUGUCCUUCGAGUCGCAAACAGUGCAGGCGCACGUCUUCGAUUACCCGGAGACGUACCACAGCGGGAAACUGCCCCGAGUCGAGAGUGAACAGGACUUCCUAAGGCUGCCGGAUCACGCCAGGCCUUGCACUCUGCUGAGGAUGUGGAGAGAUGUGUACGCUUUAUUCCAACGGGUUGUGUGGGUUGUUGUCUUCAACAAAGAGUCGAAUACAUACGUACAUCUUAUUCUCCUGGACUCACUACGAUCACCGAAGGAUAGAUCGACAUUCCAGGUAGUCUCCAGUCUGCCGAGCUUUGAAAGUUGGAAAGUCCAUGGUGACUGGCCAGCGGAGGCACUACCACAGAAGACCUUCCGCAACCAGCUCGAAAAGGCGCUUCUGGGCUCGAGGGUCGCGAAUCAAGCGAACAUUGGUCCAGACAAUCCCGAACUGGAAAUCAACGCGACGCCAGAGAUCCGGCAGGCGAUCACAAGCUUGCUGUGCGCGAAAUGGAGGCUGAUGAUUCGUCGGGCUCAAGAGAGCAUCUCAGAGUCGCACGCUCCCUUGGCUGGAGACCUUGACGACAUUACGGAGGUCUUACAACGUAAGCACGACUUCGAGAAGCUCAAGCGGACUCUCUCGGCGCUGAUCGCGUCCGUUAAGCGGAUCCCUGGCGUGCAGCAAUCCUCGCCAGACCUCGUCGAGUUGAUGUCGUUCGAAUCCAGCUUGGAGAGCUGGGCAAUGCAGCUUGAGAAGGUGUCGCAAUCGCUGCUUGGCCUCCUGGCCGUGUCGGAAAGCAAACGAGCCACCCAACAGGCGGUUCGUUCAAAGAAUCUUCAAUUGCUCGCGUUCAUCUUCAUACCGAUCUCCACCGUCUCCUCGAUCUACGGGAUGAACACGGUCGAGAUUCUGGGGAGGCCGCCGCAGAAUUGGAACUUCAUCGUCGGCGCCUUUAUUGCCAUUGCACUAUCAGGGUUGGCCGCCACAAUAUACGACUCGCAAAUCAUGACAAGGACACUCGACAGGCUCUGGGAGUCUCUGCAUCUCAACCACAUCGGCCAUGCUUCUCCUACGACCAGGAAGACUUCACAAACUGGUCGGCGAACAAGAGGUCGGCUGAGCUCCGACAGAGGAAACCCGAAACGAAAGCCUCACAAGUCACAGUGCUUGGUCAUGUAG
This is a messenger RNA of Cladophialophora yegresii CBS 114405, 1389 nucleotides long. RefSeq lists its product as uncharacterized. Gene Ontology annotation, biological process: transmembrane transport; metal ion transport. Gene Ontology annotation, cellular component: membrane. The record is from RefSeq and is a predicted model, not a curated record. The transcript is spliced from 3 exons. Bases 1 to 1389 code for a protein of 462 amino acids. Lineage: Eukaryota; Fungi; Ascomycota; Eurotiomycetes; Chaetothyriales; Herpotrichiellaceae. Gene Ontology annotation, molecular function: metal ion transmembrane transporter activity.